UUCUCUCUCUAAAAACUCUCUCUCCCCCCCCCUCUCUCUCUCUCUAGGAUUUCUUUUUUUUUUUUGUCUCUCGCUCUAGAAACUGGAGUUCCGGUUGCCGGUGUAUGGUAUGACGGAUUACCGGUUACCGGCUUGGACAGACGACAACGCGUCGAUGAUGGACGCGUUCGGUAAUUCCGAUCUGACGUCGUUUUGGCCAGCGCCGCCGCUGUCUUCCUCCGCCUCCACCACCGCGAACCACCACCUCUCGCCGCCGCUCUUCAACCAAGAGACUCUCCAGCAACGCCUUCAAGCCCUAAUCGAGGGUGCUCGAGAAAGCUGGACAUACGCCAUCUUCUGGCAAUCCUCCUCCGGCGACUACUCCGGCGGAUCUUUGCUGGGUUGGGGCGACGGGUACUACAAAGGAGAGGAAGACAAAGCCAAGCGCAAGGCGGUGGCUCCGUCGUCCGCGGAGGAGCAGGAGCACCGCAAGAAGGUGCUCCGGGAGCUCAAUUCUCUGAUCUCCGGCGCAUCGCCGUCGUCGUCCGACGAGAUUAUCGAUGAGGAAGUCACCGACACUGAGUGGUUCUUCCUCGUCUCGAUGACUCAGUCGUUUGUCAAUGGAAGUGGGUUUCCGGGUCAGGCUUUUUUCAAUUCGUCUCCGAUUUGGGUUGCCGGAGCUGAUCGACUCGCUUCUUCGCCAUGCGAACGAGCUCGACAGGGACAAGUAUUUGGUUUACAGACCAUGGUUUGCAUACCCUCAGUCACUGGAGUUGUAGAAUUGGGUUCUACAGAAUUGAUAUUUCAGAAUUCAGAUCUCAUGACUAAGGUUAGAGUUUUAUUCAAUUUCAACAGUAUUGAACUGGGUUCGUGGUCGAUGCAGAUAAAUCCCGACGAAAACGAUCCAUCCACGCUCUAUAUAACCGAUCCUUCUUCAAUCGAAAUCAGAGAGACAGUUAACACUACUACCCCUGUUUCAAUCCCUCCGAACAAUCACCAAUCUUCGAAGCAAAUCGCAUUCGAAAACCCCAAUUCAAUCUCUUGCCAACAAACCCAGCAACAACAAACCCAUUCCCAGAGCUUCUUAGCCAGAGAAUUGAAUUUCACUGAAUUCGAUCGCGAUGGAACUAGUAUCAGGAACGGGAAUUCGACUUCGUGUAAGCCUGAAUCGGGUGAGAUAUUGAAUUUCGGGGAGAGUAAGAGGAGUUCAUGUAGUCCCAAUGAAAAUCUAUUUUCAGGUAAUUCUCAAUUCGGGUCUGCAGAGGAUAAUAAUAGCAAGAAGAAGACAUCACCGACUUCGCGAGGUAGCAACGAAGAAGGCAUGCUUUCGUUUACUUCAGGUGUGAUCUUGCCCUCUUCGGGGACAGUGAAGUCUAAUGGUGGUGGGGGUGGUGGCGGAGAUUCAGACCACUCUGAUCUCGAAGCCUCAGUGGUUCGGGAAGUUGAGAGUAGUAGAGUCGUAGAGCCGGAAAAAAAGCCUCGAAAACGAGGUAGAAAACCCGCGAAUGGAAGAGAAGAGCCAUUGAAUCAUGUGGAAGCAGAGAGGCAGCGAAGAGAGAAACUCAAUCAGAGGUUCUAUUCGCUUAGGGCGGUAGUUCCAAACGUGUCGAAAAUGGAUAAAGCUUCGCUUCUUGGAGAUGCCAUUGCUUACAUCAAUGAGCUGAAAUCGAACCUCCAAGCUGCAGAGUCAGAUAAAGAUGAGAUGAGGAACCAAAUUGAUUGUUUGAAGAAAGAAUUAGCUAACAAAGAAUCGCGAAAUUCAGGUCCACCACAACCGCCCGAUCAAAACCUCAUAUCGAACCAUCAUGGAAAUAUUAGCAAUCUAAUUGAUGUGGAAAUUGACGUCAAGAUAAUUGGGUGGGACGCGAUGAUUCGAAUACAGAGUAACAAGAAGAACCACCCUGCAGCGAAGGUAAUGUCAGCUCUGAAAGAGCUCGACCUCGAUGUUCACCAUGCUAGUGUGUCUGUAGUGAAUGAUUUGAUGAACCAACAGGCAACGGUGAAGAUGGGGAGUCGAUAUUACACGCAAGAGCAGCUCAGGAUGGCCUUAUCGGCUAAAAUUGGCGAUACACGAUGAUGAGCAUUGGAUGCGUAGAGAGAGUUCCACGAGAGCAGAUUGAUUGUGCCGAUGCUCUGGGACAUUUUAAAGGCUCCCGGAAGCGAGCUCUGUAAUAUACAUUUGUUUUUGAAUUGUUGAUCUUGAUUAGCUUUGUUUCUAGUAUAGAUUUGAAGCUUUUUGAGGAGAUUUGAAUUAUGGACAAAGCUAUGUUUUUUUCCUCUAAGUUUUGGUGUCCGCGCCCCCCCCCAUGUUUUGUGUAGUUUAAAUCCAAUGUAUAUAUAGAACAUAAAGCAGAUGAAUUUUCAGGCUUCUUUCUUGUUCAUGCCAAUUAGAGGUCUAUGUAUGUUUCAUGAAUGCAUCUUGUGUUUUCUUUCUUGUAUCA
This is a messenger RNA of Camellia sinensis, 2420 nucleotides long. Its product is annotated as transcription factor MYC2. Gene Ontology annotation, biological process: regulation of DNA-templated transcription. Gene Ontology annotation, molecular function: protein dimerization activity; DNA-binding transcription factor activity; transcription cis-regulatory region binding. Gene Ontology annotation, cellular component: nucleus. NCBI's taxonomy places the organism in Eukaryota, Viridiplantae, Streptophyta, Magnoliopsida, Ericales, Theaceae. The record is from RefSeq and is a predicted model, not a curated record.